Messenger RNA from Erigeron canadensis, 1654 nucleotides. RefSeq names its product transcription factor bHLH68. The record is from RefSeq and is a predicted model, not a curated record. Gene Ontology annotation, molecular function: DNA-binding transcription factor activity, RNA polymerase II-specific; protein dimerization activity; RNA polymerase II cis-regulatory region sequence-specific DNA binding. Lineage: Eukaryota; Viridiplantae; Streptophyta; Magnoliopsida; Asterales; Asteraceae. The transcript has 9 exons. Gene Ontology annotation, biological process: regulation of transcription by RNA polymerase II. Bases 205 to 1284 code for a protein of 359 amino acids. Gene Ontology annotation, cellular component: nucleus.
CUUUAUCUCUCUUUAAUCAAUCAAGUGCUAAAAGACCUCUCUAAGUUUUCUACCAACACAAUUGUAAUAGCUUGGAUGAGAUCAAGAAAGAGCCAAAUUGAGAGACAGAGAACAUUUAAUUAAGCUAGAAGAAAAAAAAAAUUUUUUUUUUUUUUGUGUACAAUAGUUCUUUUUUUUCUUUUUGUAGCUAGAGAGAGGGUGGAAAUGAAUAGAGGAAAUGUGUUGCAAAGUUCAUCGGUGCAACAAAUGUUGUCCGGUUGCCCAAAUAGCUGGUGGAGCAUGAUGACUUCCUCGAGACCUUUUCCUCCUCAUCCGUCGCUGCUGCCACCACCACCACGACCAUCAUCUUCAGUAUCUCAAUGGCAUCAUGAUAAUCAAGAUCACUUUCCGGAUUCUCUUAGCCAGUUACUUAUGGGUGGAUUAGACGAAAAAACAGCUUCAAGUUAUAUGCAACAAGUCAGGAAAUUAGAGAAUUGGGAAGAACAGCUUCUACACGGUCAUCGUAACGUUAGUUCCGUUUUAGAUUCUUCAUCAGUAGUAAAGCAAGAGCUCCUACACUCUGUUAAUUGUGAUGGAUCUUCAUAUAAUUGCCAUGGUAAAAAAGAUGAUGAGUUUCAUGGAGGUGUAAAACCAAACAUCAGUUGGUCGAAUACAAUGAUGCUUCCGGUUUCAUCAUCGUCUACUAGUUCGUGUAUUUCAAGUUUGAGCAACAAUUUCCUUGAUUUCUCUACCAAGCAGGCAGAUCAUGGCAGACACCCUCCACCCGAUCGCUCUUCUGAGUGUGAUAGCACUGCUACUGGUGGGGCAUCAAAGAAGGCCAAAGUUCAACCUUCUUCGAAUAGUCAAGCUACAUUCAAGGUGAGGAAAGAAAAAUUAGGGGAUAGAAUAACUGCACUUCAUCAGCUUGUUUCUCCCUUUGGGAAGACUGACACAGCUUCCGUGCUCUUAGAAGCUAUUGGUUACAUAAGAUUCCUUCAUAGUCAAAUUGAGGCACUCAGCUUACCGUACCUUGGAAGUGAAUCAGUAGACUUGAUGCGAUGCGACUCACAUCUUGCUCAACAAAGGGAGAGAAAUUGUUUAUAUCCUGAAGAUCCUGGUCAGCUUCUCAAUGAUAAUAGCUUGAAUAUGAAAGGAUCUGCUCUUGACCAGGAUUCUCAUGACGAACCAGAGAAGGAUUUGAAAAGUAAAGGAUUGUGUUUAGUUCCGGUUUCAUGUACUAUGCAAGUGGGAAGUGAUAAUGGAGCCGAUUAUUGGGCUCCGGCUCUAAAUGGAGGGUUCAGAUGAGCAGAUAAAUGGGUUAAGUUUAACAAUUUCAUGGUGUCCGAUAUUAAUGUGUUUUUCGGACAUGAUGAAGAAUAGCCUUCAAGAAAAAUGAGAUAAUAUCCUGAGCAAUCACUCUGCUUAAAAAUUUUAAGGUUGAUUGCUCAUGAUAUUAUGCAUCUUCUUGGUGGUUUAUAUGAUCUUAUGACCACAAACACAAAACUUAUGUUUGGGGCCUUGGAUGAAAAGUCUCUACAACUAUCAACUAAUUUUUAUGCACUUCUUUAUGGUAUUCUCAUUCCAUUUCUUCGAUCAUUUUCUAGUUGGUGUUAUGUAUAAUUUCAACCAUAUGAUAUUCUAGUAUUAUUAAUUAAACAAACACUCUUUUCCGCCG